UUAAUUCUGUCAAGAUACGUGACGCAAGUGGCCAACAUGCACAUUUUAAUUUACGAUUACAUCUAUUCAGAGAGAGGUGUCGCGUGUUUCACCCCAUGUGAGUGUUGUGGGCGGGCAGCAGAGUUCCCCGGUGCUGCUCCCUGCCGGAGGCUUCACCAGCCGCUGCAAAAACGUGAUGGUAUGCUAACGUGGAGUGUGUGGGCAACACCACUUCAUUAUCAGCUUUCUCGACGUAGAGAGAAGGCGUCCACUCCGUGGACAGAGAGGAGCUUCUUCCUUUCAGCUUCUUCAAGGAAGGACCACGCUGAAGACCUUCACUGCCAGACCCAUGACCGCCUGCACCACGAGGUUUCACACGAGACCUGCCUCCUGGACCAGGUUCUAGAGCUGAUUAUGAGCGAGAAGCCCCCGCCGACCAGCAUUAGUCUUUUCCUGAACGAGGACGCGGACAAAGCCGCCGCGCCCGAGCCAUCAGACUUGAAAAGACGAAUUUGUGCGGCCAUGGAGAGGAGAGCGAGCAUCAUGAAGGAGAAAAUAAGCUCCGUCAGCAAGGAGAGCAUCAAAGACUUCCUUAAAAGAAAUCUUUUUGUUUUAUUCACCGUUGCUGCUGUGGCUCUGGGCAUCGUCUUGGGCUUCGCUCUGCGCUCCCAUAACUUGUCCUUGAGAGAGAUCAAGUACUUUUCCUUUCCUGGGGAGCUGCUGAUGAGGAUGCUCAAGAUGCUGGUGCUGCCUCUGAUCAUCUCCAGCCUCGUCACAGGAAUGUCCUCCUUGGACAGCAAAGCGACCGGUAAAAUGGGCGUGCGUGCUGUGGUCUACUAUAUGGUGACCACCCUGAUCGCUGUCUUCAUCGGCAUCGUCACUGUGAUUAUCAUCAAGCCCGGUAAAGGCAGCAGGGACAGCCCUGUAGCCAAGAGCAGAAAUGUGGAAAUGAUCCAGGCUACAGAUGCCUUUUUGGACCUCAUCAGGAACAUGUUUCCACCCAAUCUUGUCGAAGCUUGUUUCAAGCAGUACAAAACCAUGUACAAGAGGAUUGUGCAAACGAGGAACGUGACGGAGAACCUGAACCUCACUGACAAUGCGAUCAAUACGACGGACGCCAACGUGAACCUCAGCAGGGUGCUCCACACCAUCCAGGAGACAUUGGAGGAGACGGUACCCAUGUCGGGCUCUUCUGAUGGUGUCAACGCUCUGGGUCUGGUCUUCUUCUCCAUGUGCUUCGGUCUGGUCAUCGGCAACAUGAAGCUGAAGGGUCAGGCCCUCAGGGACUUCUUUGACUGCCUCAAUGAAGCCAUCAUGAGGCUGGUGGCCAUUAUCAUUUGGUAUGCCCCGGUGGGCAUCCUCUUCCUGAUAGCGGGCAAGAUUGUAGAGAUGAAGGAUUUGGCAGAGAUGGGUGGCCAGCUUGCGAUGUACACCAUGUCGGUCAUCGUGGGCCUCCUCAUCCACGGGCUCUUCGUGCUGCCGCUGCUCUACUUCCUGGUGACCAGGAAGAACCCUUACAGCUUCAUCGGCGGUCUGCUGCAGGCGCUCAUCACCGCUCUGGGAACCUCUUCCAGCUCUGCUACUCUGCCUAUCACUUUUCGCUGCCUGGAGGAAAACAACCGUGUGGACAAACGGGUGACCCGCUUUGUUCUCCCCGUGGGCGCCACCAUCAACAUGGACGGCACCGCCCUCUACGAGGCCGUGGCGGCCAUUUUUAUCGCCCAAGUCAAUGACAUGGACCUGAACUUUGGCCAGAUUCUCACAAUCAGUAUCACGGCAACCGCUGCCAGCAUCGGAGCAGCAGGCAUCCCUCAAGCUGGCCUUGUUACCAUGGUGAUUGUAUUGACAUCGGUGGGACUGCCCACAGAGGACAUAACACUCAUCAUCGCCGUGGAUUGGUUCCUGGACCGGUUGCGUACCACCACCAAUGUGCUGGGUGACUCCCUCGGGGCGGGCAUCUUGGAACACCUCUCUCGUGACGAAUUGCAGAAUCGGGACGAAGAGGUGCGCAACUCCGUCAUCGAGGAAAACGAGAAGCCUUACCAUCUUAUCUGCCAGGACAAUGACAUCAUGCGCAACCACAACAGCGACACCACAAUGUGACCACUGAAAGCUGGCACCCGGCAAUGUCUAAAUAAUGAAUAAUUAUGUAGGCUGCAUAUCAUUCCAAUUACUCAUCCAUCGGCAAUUUGCUAAACGGCAGAAACAAUAAGUCAUCUUUGUGACGCACUACACAUCUGAAAUCGAACUUUAACUACCUGACUAGCAGGUGCAGCACCCAGGGAUUCUUGCGGGGGUGUCACAUAAGACAUGUUUGUGAAUCUAGUCUUCGCUAGGCAUAAAUAAGCUUCUUGUUUUGGUAUCUUGGGGGCAGAGUGCUGCGCUGCCCCACAGAGAAGAGAAAGGACAGAGCAAAGCGGUAGGGUCAAAGGCUCACGCAAAAGCAUACACACGCAAAAUAUGUAUUAGGAGGAAGGCUACACUGAAAAGAUAAAAAAUAGUCAAAUUAGGUCAGAAGCUUCGAAAAAUGAUGUCACUUGUAAUACGAAAAAGUUCCGUAAAAAAGGUGCAAUAUUACAACACAGAAAAUUGCAAUAAAAAUAGUCAAAUUGUUGUGGAUGUGCGAAAAAAAAAAUUAUGAGCCUCAUAAAGUAUUACAGUGUAACUUAACAAGGAUACAUUUGUAAUCAUAAUUUGUUUUGACGUAUUACAUUUUUACUCUGACAAAAAUACGGCUUUAUUCUCCCAAUUGUAUCAAUUUUCCAAUUGAAUCUGUAAGAAACCAGCAUUCUCCACAAUUUCAGAUACACACUUCUGUCCUUUUACUCCCGAGUAUUUUCUUUUCGUUGAUUUAUGUUCCGCACGAAGGGAAACACACGAGCUUUUUUGUUGUUGUGUAAAAUUCGCAAAUGGUCACUAGCUCCGCUGCAUUGUUAUUAUUUCUCCAGGUAUUCAGUUUUGCGGAACCUCCAAAGUGGAGCACAGUCCUUUGUGUGAUGCUGAUGAACUUCCAAAUCAUUCGAAUUCCAAAACAAUGUGCCCACUUAAGCGAUGAUGUAAAUAGAAAAAAAAACAUUUCUUACCUCUGCAGUCAACCAAGGUUGGACUCCAAAUUGUACCGAUUAUGGUUCAUUCCACAUUGGAGGUUCCACUGUCUGUCAUGAAUCAUCAAGACUACCUCUAAUAGAACUUGGACACAGUGAUUGUGCAUAUUGUAUCUCUCCUUUUCUGAUGUUAAGUUUGCUUACAUGCUGUAAAUGUAUAAAAGUGAACGCGCUUGACUGUUAAACACUGGACUUUGCUACAUAUCGUUUUAAGUUCUAGUGACUUACCAAGGUGUGUCCGCUUAAUGCCUUCUUGUGAAUCUGAAUAUUUUUUGCUCUACUACUUUUUAAGACUGUACUGCUGUGAACUCGUUUAAAUUAAAUACACGCAGGUAUGAAGUUUUUCAAGAAGCACAUUAUUUUAAUGUUAUUUUAUGAGCUUGUGUUCAUGUAUUAAUUUGAUGGGGAAAGGAUGUAGUAAUAUUUGUCAUUGUGAAGAGGUACUCCAGUGUAGAGAGCUGAAUGUGCAGUAGUUUCAUGCUUUAUUUGUGUGAUGAACGCUUCACACGUGAAUGGAACAAUUCAGAAAAGUAUGGUGAUGUGGGCUUUAGUUUGAAAACGUUUAAUGUAAUUUAAGUGACAGUGGUGUUUCAGGAAUUGAUGGCACAAUGUGGUGAAAUAAAUGGCUCAGGAAUUAAAAGUUGGUCAUCAUCGUGGUGUUUGUGGCUACCCCUGGUGGAGGAAAUUCUCCCGUCUUGGGUGAAAGUUUUUGAUAUGAAAUGGAUUCAUUAGAAUUAAUUCAUAAUUGACAUCUUACAGGUAUGUUUGCACUUUGUGUUUCUUUGUUCUACUUCUGGUUACGUGAUAGCUUGCUAACUGCGCUAUGUUGAAUUGAGCGUCAUGUAUUUCUACAGAAUGAUUGUAAACACCGUUUAGAGCAUUGUUAAAUAACAACACUAAUAUGAAUUAGGUAGGCCUAUGUGUGUUAUUUGCCACUGAAUGAUUCUUUUAAAAAAUGGUCAUUCAAUGAGCCACAUUCAGGAAGCGUGCAUUUUGAAUAGCGGAGCAAUCGCCCUUUUCCGUGUUCCACUGUGUUCACGUUUUUCAUCUUAUCACUUUAAAACUCUUAACAUUGAUGUCGAAGAGGUGUCUUGGUUUUAAUCACGUCUUUGAAAUUUCUCCAAAGGCUCUGUCAAUAUUUCCCCAAUUUGUAGUUGACAAACCCCUUUAAAAAAAUUGUAAUUGAGUAGGGCCAUUCUUGAAAUCCAAAUGGCCAGUUUAUAUAUUUUAAAUAAAUUGUUUGACCUAAAGGCACAUUUUUUUAAUUCUUACAAUUAGUCAGGUCCGUUGAGAUAUUACUCUUACCUGGUGUGAUGGCUCAUAGUUUCUGUGGCUUCCAAUGAUAUUUUAUUGAAAUUUAUCAACUACAAAUGCCUCCUGGAUGUGACAUAGCUGUUCUUUGAAAUGAAUAUCUACAACUCACAGUGUUUGUCCAUUUUUGUGUUGGUUUUUUUUUCCUAUGCAUUUUCUAUUGAAAACUUCAAUUUAAUAUUCACUGUAGUUUCACAUCAUGGUGAUUUUUGUUUUGAUGAGAUGUAUCUGUUUUGCGUGGUGACUGAUAUUGCUUAACUUAUAAAUUAGAAACAAUUGAAAUCUCAUAUAUUGUCUGUUUCUGUGUUUAACAAACUUUCCAAUGAUUGAUGUCUUGUGAGAAUAAAGACAAAUAAAGUUAUGGAAAUUUGUA
This is a messenger RNA of Hippocampus comes (tiger tail seahorse), 4767 nucleotides long. RefSeq names its product solute carrier family 1 member 6 (gene slc1a6). Bases 37 to 2082 code for a protein of 681 amino acids. The transcript has 13 exons. Gene Ontology annotation, biological process: L-glutamate transmembrane transport. Gene Ontology annotation, cellular component: plasma membrane. The record is from RefSeq and is a predicted model, not a curated record. Gene Ontology annotation, molecular function: glutamate:sodium symporter activity; L-glutamate transmembrane transporter activity; neutral L-amino acid transmembrane transporter activity. NCBI's taxonomy places the organism in Eukaryota, Metazoa, Chordata, Actinopteri, Syngnathiformes, Syngnathidae.